Messenger RNA from Aspergillus aculeatus ATCC 16872, 546 nucleotides. RefSeq lists its product as uncharacterized. NCBI's taxonomy places the organism in Eukaryota, Fungi, Ascomycota, Eurotiomycetes, Eurotiales, Aspergillaceae. The transcript has a single exon. The record is from RefSeq and is a predicted model, not a curated record. The coding region runs from base 1 to 546 and encodes 181 amino acids.
AUGUCUUCACACCCAUCGUCCAGCGAUAACAUCACGCGUGAUGCUCCUCACAACACUCAAUGUGCAAACCACGAAACCUCCGCCGAACAGACCAAGAAAGAACAGGAAUCCACCAUCCCACACAAUCCUGAAGAACAAAACACCGUCCCUAAGGACACCGUGGACGGACAUGAGACCCCUAAACUGCCCGAGAACCACGAUACCAUCGCGGACGAAACGACCCACCCCAACCCUCCCAAGCCAAACAUGACACAACUCAACUCGACUGAGACAAUCCAUCCUGCGUCUACCAACCCCGACGCAACUCUCCCCGAGGAGAUCGAGAACAGCAUCAACGCAGCCCGACGUACAAUGGAGACAUUCGACCAACGCCUCACCAACCUGGAAGCCGGAGUUGAGCAUCUGCAACAGCAGCUCCAGGACCAAGCCGCGCGGACCCGGCAGCUGGAGGCCGACGUUUAUCGCCUGAUGCGGACCGCAGACAGUCAUCAGAUGAGCAUUCUGCAGAUCUUCCAGCGUCUUGAAGAGUGGUAUUGGUUCAAUUAG